AUGAAGGACGCUACUACUUCUACUUUUAACAAGUACUAUCCGAACGAACCUGCUGAGCCUAGAGUUGUGACUGACACAAUUCCUGGGCCCAAGACUCAAUCACAUUUAGAAUCGCUAUCAAGGGUUUUUGAUACAAGACCAUCAUAUUUUGUUGCUGAUUAUGAUCAUUCCUUGGGUAACUACAUAGCUGAUGCUGACGGUAAUACAUAUUUGGAUUUGUAUGCUCAAAUUUCUUCAAUUGCUCUUGGAUAUAACAAUCCGAAAUUGAUUGAGGUCAUUGGCUCCAAAGAAAUGAAAAAUGCUCUGGUUAAUAGACCUGCAAUGGGAAAUUUCCCUCCAAUGGAGUUGGCUCAUCAUUCUAAUGUGCUUCUUAAAUUUGCACCAAAGGGCCAGACCCGCGUUUGGAACGCAUUAAGUGGGGCAGAUGCCAUUGAAUUGGCAAUGAAAGCAGCUUUUAUGUAUUUUAUGAGAAUUAAGCGUGGAGAAUCGAAUUAUUUUACUCCAGACGAAUUAUCUAGUGUCAUGGACAAUAAGCCUCCAGGAUCACCAGAUCUUGCCGUGUUGAGUUUUAAGAGAGCAUUCCAUGGUAGAUUAUUUGCAAGUGGUUCGGCUACAUGUUCAAAACCAAUCCAUAAAUUAGACCUUCCUGCCUUCAGAUGGCCACAUGCAGAGUUUCCAUUCUAUGAGUAUCCUUUAGAUGAUCCAGAGAACAAAACAAAGAACCAAAAAGAAGAUGAUAGAUGUUUGAAAAUUGUUGAAGAAUUAAUUAAUUCUUGGGAUAUCCCCAUUGCAGCAAUUCUAAUCGAACCUAUUCAGUCCGAAGGUGGAGAUAAUCAUGCCUCACCAUACUUUUUACAAGGUUUGAGAGAUAUCACUUUGAAAAAUGGAAUAGUGUAUAUCAUUGACGAGGUUCAAACAGGUGUCGGUGCUACAGGUAAGUUUUGGUGUCAUGAAUAUGCAAAUAUCGAUCCACCUGUCGAUCUAGUCACAUUUUCCAAGAAGUUUCAAAGUGCAGGCUAUUUUUUCCAUGAUGAGAGAUUCAUUCCAAACAAACCAUACAGACAAUUUAACACUUGGUGUGGAGAUCCCGCAAGGAUGUUAAUUGCCGGUACGAUUGGGGAAGAGAUUAUGAAACAUAAUUUACUAUUGCAAGUUAAUGAGACUGGCGAUUAUAUGUUCAAAGAACUUGAAAUGUUGCAAAGUAAGUACCCAAAAUUUUUCGGUAGAUUAAGAGGUAAAAAUAGAGGUACGUUCAUUGCAUGGGAUUUACCAACAUCGGAACUCAGAGAUGAAUUACUUGCUAAAUUGAGAAUUAAUGGAUGUAAUGUUGGGGGCUGUUCAGAUAAAUCAGUGAGAUUAAGACCAUCUCUAACAUUCGAAAUCAAACAUGUAAAAAUAUUUAUUAGAAUCUUAGAUAAAUGUGUAGGUGAAUUAUAUAACUAA
Molecule: messenger RNA, 1443 nt
Organism: Kazachstania africana CBS 2517
Lineage: Eukaryota; Fungi; Ascomycota; Saccharomycetes; Saccharomycetales; Saccharomycetaceae
Gene: UGA1
Product: 4-aminobutyrate transaminase
Exons: 1
Coding region: 1-1443 (480 amino acids)
Biological process (GO): GABA catabolic process
Cellular component (GO): mitochondrion
Molecular function (GO): pyridoxal phosphate binding
Source: RefSeq, a predicted model, not a curated record